UCAACCUAGAAAGAUCAUCUUUGUGCCGCUGCACCACCCUUGAGGACGGUCACCACUAGGAGCAAAUGGCCAGAACUCCGCUGCUGUUUCUGCUCAGUCUGGGUCUCGGCUGCUGUGGGAUCCAGGGCCAGAAGUACAAGAUGACAGCCAGGUUUCGGGACAGCAAGAUCACACACCCCAUUCUGGGGCAGCGGCUGGAGCUGGAGUGUCUGCCUACCGAGAGGGACAGUGGGGUAUCCUGGAUGCGCCAGGACAAGGAUGGCACCCUUCACUUCAUCGUGUUCAUUUCUUCCCUGUCUCGGACGACCUUUAUAGGGAACAUGGGAACAUCUGCACGCUUUCAGGCAAUGAGAGACAGCAGCUUCUACCGACUGGUCAUAAAGUCUUUCUCGGUGCAGGACCAGGGAAAUUAUUUCUGCCUCAUUAACAGCAACCAAAUGCUGCAUUUCAGCAACGGCCAGCCUGCCUUCAUCCCAGUCCCAACCACAAAGGCACCCACCACAGCUGCACCCACCACCCAGGGCAGCCUCACCAAGACAGAGACCUGCCUAAAGACGCCCGCACCAGAGACAAGCAAGCAGAAAGGACUGAAUUUCUUCUGUGACAUUUUCAUCUGGGUUCCCUUGGCUUGCGGCUGUCUUCUCCUCCUCACUGCCCUGGUGAUCACCAUCACUCUGUGUCAAAAAACCAGAAGGCGAAGAUGCAGAUGCAAAAGAUCUGCAAACGGGAAGCCCAACGUCAAGCCCAACGUCAAGCCCAGCAUGCCAAACCAACAUAUAUAAGUUGCUUCUGGAUUGUCUUCAGGGAGCCGUCACUGCGUAAGCCCGUCACCUACGUUACCCACACUGCUAACACUUCUCACGUGCUCUCUCCCGUCAAAUUUGAAAAGACGAGAGUUCAGAAGGAGCAGAGAGACGUGGAGAGCUAGCAGGCACCUCCUCUGUGAGCCGCAUGCUAAAACACAGCUCCUUCCAAAUCUUGCUCGAGUUUCUCAAACCGGUUCCUAAUACCAAAUUCCACCUUUAUUCCCAGGGACAGAGCCCUGUGGUUCAGGCAGAAACAGGUUGAUGCUGACGCUGCCACACAUCCGUGCUAACUCAAUGAGAAACAGGGGCAUUGGCAGGACCUUUGCUCCAGGAAAUGCAACGAUCCUUUCUAAAAGGCAGCAAAAAGUUGAAUUUGCCACCAGAAUGGCUUAGAAAUAAAAGCCCUCCCUUAACACGCCCUCUUUUCGUGGUGCCAUGCAUCUCCUGGAGUUUUUACUGUUUCAUCUAGCAUAAUACAUGGCUGCACUAAGAAGGUGAAUGCUGACUAAAAGGCCUUACUGUUAUUACAGUCCAGGUGGCUGAAGUUUACUGUUUCCCUCUUGCUACCCUUGUUCAGCUGCUAGCCCCACUUCCACUUGUUUUGGCAGGAGUUUUCCCUGAGCAAGGAAAGUGGGAUUCUCUUUCUUUCCUGGAAGCAACGACUGAGCAGUGAAAAUAUCUGUGCCACUUGCUUUGGUUAAGCAGGAUUUUUAGCAUACCGACUUAGGGCAUGCUGAUAUGACAAGAAUGAGAUUUGUGU
Molecule: messenger RNA, 1566 nt
Organism: Struthio camelus australis
Lineage: Eukaryota; Metazoa; Chordata; Aves; Struthioniformes; Struthionidae
Gene: CD8A
Product: CD8 subunit alpha
Biological process (GO): cell surface receptor signaling pathway; T cell mediated immunity; cytotoxic T cell differentiation
Cellular component (GO): external side of plasma membrane
Source: RefSeq, a predicted model, not a curated record